Messenger RNA from Gopherus flavomarginatus (Mexican gopher tortoise), 2221 nucleotides. RefSeq names its product interleukin 7 (gene IL7). Gene Ontology annotation, molecular function: growth factor activity; interleukin-7 receptor binding. Gene Ontology annotation, biological process: immune response. The record is from RefSeq and is a predicted model, not a curated record. Bases 624 to 1439 code for a protein of 271 amino acids. Gene Ontology annotation, cellular component: extracellular region. Lineage: Eukaryota; Metazoa; Chordata; Testudines; Testudinidae. The transcript has 7 exons.
GGCAUGUGUGAUCCCACCUCCUCUUUCCCGGACCCGGACAAGCCACACAAGCAGCGCCUCCAGCUGUCACUUCUGCUGGGGCUCUGGCCUUUGGCGUGCAGCGCUUCCUUUCCCCCUCUUCUCCGCCCCCCCAGCCGCGCUCUGACCGCAGGCUCUGGCUAUCUCGGUGGACUUGCGGACGGAUCCCCGACCGGGCAGGUUUCGGGACGCGGGGCGCUUUUCUGCGCAGGGGGGAGGGGAAGCGGGCUAACUUCGCCGUCCCACCUGCUCUGCGGCGGAGCGCCCGGGAGAGGAACCUCCUGCGCGAGCGCCUGCCCAGCCCCUGGCCGCGGUGGAGCCGACACUUUGAGUCGGCAGCCUUGGCUGGAGAGCGGGGGCCACAGGGCAGAGCAGAAAGUGAAAGUAACUUGUGGACGCGGAAGUCCCAUGGGAAAAGCAGAGCCCCGCGGAGCUAGCGCGUCUCCCCCAAGGAAGAUGCGGCCGGAGGGCUGGUGAGUCGGGAAACGCCCGCUCCUUCGCACAGCAGCGCCUGGCGCAGCCUGGCCCGGCGGAUUCUGCACUCCCAGAGCCUCCCCUCGGGCUCUGCACCAGCCUCGCACCAUGCACAAGCCUCUGCCACCACCAUGACCGAGAAGCCACCAGCGCAGCUCUCUCCACCUCCCCCUGCGGACAAUGUUCCAUGGUCAGAUUGGCAGCAACCUUGUGUUUCCUUUGACUUCCUCUGCAGAGUAUGGGUGCCAGUCACUUCCCAGGAUUAUCUGGUUUUUUUUAGGUCUGUCUUUGGGAUUCUGCCACUGUUCAUAGUUCUGUUGCCAGUAAAUUCAUCUACUUGUGUGAUGGAAAAUACAACUGUAAUACGUGAAAAGUACGAGAAUAUCCUAAGCCACGAUAUUGAAUUGCUGGAAAAUAUGUCUGAAGAGUAUCGUGACAGGUGCUGCAGGAAUAAAAGACAUGAAAACCCCAGUGCGUUUUUCUGCAAUGAUACUCAGGAAAUAAGGUCAUUACAGAAUAUGGCAUGUGACAUGCUUAAGUUCUUUUAUAAAAAAAAGAUCAACAAAGAUUUCAGAUGGCAAACUGCUCGGGUUUCAUGUAUGACAUUAGAAAUUCUACGUUGCAGAUGUGAUAGAGAGAGCAAAAAUAGAAAGGUUUGCAUAUUGCUUACACAACCCAGCAAAGACACACUAGGGGCACAAGACCCCAAGAAAAAAUGUUGCCAAGAAUUAUGUGAACUAAAGGAAACUAUAGCUAGUCUUAGAUCCUGCUGGAAUAAGUUUGAAAAAGAAAUUGCUAGUCCUGACGAGAAGAUCCAAUACCUUGUUCCUGGGGACAAAGCCACUGGAAACCAACAAAUUCUAAAGUUCAAGAAGUGGAAGCUAACAACACAAUUGGAAGCAAAGACAAACAGAACAGAAUGCUGUAGCCUCACCUUCACACGAUGAAAAACACUUAGACUUUGUAGCUAUCUACAAGUACUUAGUCAUGUUUUUUUCAGUAACUUUAUAUGACUUUAAGGUGAGAAGAAACUUGGGAGGUGCCUACUGUGACAAAUAAUCUUGGAAAAGGCAAAGAAAGCAAAAUGUCAAAUUAAUAUGAUGUUUUAUAUAACUCAUCAUGGAUCAAAACUAACAGUUAUGCUAGGUAAGAAUGGCUCCUGAGCCAGUUCUGCUGAUGCAAUAAUAUUUGAAGUACUGGUAUCUGAUGGGAUCUGCAAGCUGCUUUUGAGGCCAAAAAAUGGAACCAGGUCCGUGCCAGAAAAAGAUAGGGGAAUGAAUUAUUUUUACACAGCCUAGGAAGAGGUAUCAGUUUUCGAGGGAUCUAGCACAGACGCUGCUGAAGUAGCUAGAGGCAAGACAGAGUAAGGCCUGUGGAUGGGGAAAAGGGUAGCUCCUGAACAUGAGCAAGAUCGGCUGACUGGAGAAAAUAUUAGCAUUGUGGAUUUGAUAAUCACAGUUAGCUGCAGGAAUAGUUAGAAUAGCUUACAUUAAUUGUGAUGACUUUAGUGUAUAUAUUUUAUAUAGUGUAUUUAACAUAAAAAAAGACAUGACAAGGAAUGUAUGAGUAUUUUCAGAGAAUAAUAUAUUGGCAUUUUACUAAUUAUAUGUUCAUAUUUAAUUUUUGAUGAAUUUAUAAAUAUUUAUUAGUUGCUUAUACCUCACAAUUUCUUACUUAGAUAUUACUACUCCUUUUGUAACAAAAGCCACUUUUAAUAUAUCUAACAAAA